Molecule: messenger RNA, 730 nt
Organism: Eupeodes corollae
Lineage: Eukaryota; Metazoa; Arthropoda; Insecta; Diptera; Syrphidae
Exons: 3
Coding region: 92-628 (178 amino acids)
Source: RefSeq, a predicted model, not a curated record
UUGAAUUUUCUGCAAAUUCUAUUAGUUUCCGGGAUAAUUUAGCAUCGAAAGUGACAAUUAAAAAACAAAAAAAAUACAUAUUAUUUAAAAAAUGAAGUCCAGCAUUAUUUUAGGAUAUUUUACCUGCAUCCUGAUGAGUGUUGCCAUAAGUAAUGCUCAGCAAGAAGUCAGCUCUGUAAAUUCUCCUACCUACAACUGCUAUAAUAUAUUAAAUGCCAAUAUUGACAGUUUGUUGGGAGUCUAUAAGACAUAUGCAAGUACGUGCGUGACUAAUGCAAAUGCCAAGAGAGGCUCCAUUAUUGGAGGUACUGGAAACCUACGCAGCCAAUUAGAGACCAUUAUAGCAAGUGUUGCUAAAUACUUUAACGAAUGUGCCCUACAAAAAGGAGCCUACUUCUACACUUGCUUGGCUGGACAUUUUGAUGCUAAUUUAGAUAAACUAAUUAAACUCAGAGACAUGGCUUUGAACGCUAUAAAUACUAAUAAUUUUGAUGAGACAGUUUCAACGACUGAUAUCGAUGAAGAAGAACGAAAAUGUAUCGCAGAUGCUGUGGACUAUUAUAAAAGUGAAAGUAACAGGCAAAAUCAACUUUUUACCGAAUGUAUUACUACAGGUUUUAAGUAUUGAAGAUACAAUAUUUUCAAAAAUGUCCAUAUAAACCAAGAUAGAUAUGAGUGUACCUAUGUAUAAUUUAUUAUUGCACAGUAAUAAAUAAAAUUACAAUGUAAA